AUGUCGAUUACGGCAGAGGCGGUGAUAGCCGCCAGGCAGUCAGUGUGUGCCGUUGUUCAAUACUGGCUGAGAACGCUGCCUAACGCCUUGAAAGCGAUCCUUGUUCACGCGCCUCCACUCAGCCAAAACAUCAAGUGCGCUAUUCGAGUGCACCUGGAGGAUCGGUCAUGCGCAUGCCUUCUCACCAGCUCGAGUCAAACCAGAGUGGAUUUGGUUAUGGGUGCUGUAACCGAACUAUUCAACGAAGGCAGGUUCCACCCAGUCUCCAUGUUACAGAUCAUCCUCGACGAUCGGUUCGCAGCUCUAGAAGGCUGGUUCGAAUAUCUGAGGACGGAGUAUGGUGCAUCUUGCAUGGAGUUCCUGAAGGAAGUCGAGGACGCACAAGGCCACUGCGGAUACAACCAGCUAAGCAGUGCAGAGACGGCGGCCUUGACAGAGCCCAUUGCGUUCACGCUUGCGAAAUGCGACUUCACGAAUGACAAGCUGAGAGAAGUCAUAAGCAGAAUUGAGGCACAGAUCAACGUGUCCUUUAGCCUUGUCGCUCAAGAAGAUAGCAGCAUCAAUCUUUUCGUUGCCGAGCGUUCGCAACAUGCCGCUGAGCUUGCCGCUAGUGACAGCCGAGUGAUGAAGGUGAUCGCGUUCAUGACACUCGUCUUCUUACCGUGUUCACUUGUAACAUCGAUCUGGGAUGCCGAGCUCGUGAAGCUCGAGGGAGACAAGAAUUGGAAAAUCUAUCUCGUGGCUUCGCUUGGAUCGUCUGUCCUUAUAACAGCGCUAGGGUCCAUGCUGCUCCUAUAUCGUGGUCGAAAGUGGACAGCCCGGCCAGGGAGAGAAACUCGUUUGAAGUGGCCCUUUGCAGACACGGAUGGUUUGCCAGCGUCUCCACUGGCCAAUAUCUGGCAAAGACAGCCUCUACAGUAA
Molecule: messenger RNA, 921 nt
Organism: Westerdykella ornata
Lineage: Eukaryota; Fungi; Ascomycota; Dothideomycetes; Pleosporales; Sporormiaceae
Exons: 4
Coding region: 1-921 (306 amino acids)
Source: RefSeq, a predicted model, not a curated record